UUGGGAAAAGUAUUAGUUUAAUAAGUUAUUUUUUUCAUUAAUCUAAGAAAAUGUUACAUAACACUGGAUAGUUCUUAAUUACACAGUUAAAUAUGGUUUAAUAAAAACGGUUUUAUCCGGAUUGUGACAUUUCAGUUGUAACUUUCGUCGCGACACAUCGGAAAUAUUUUUUGUGCCCACCUUCGAAAUAAGUACUAACGAAUAACCCCUCAAAAAUAAGACCCAAGACAUGAUAACUAAAUCAUAAAUACAUAUUUCGUUAAAGAUUAGGCAGUCUUGCAAUUAAUUUCGUAGUUUGUUAUGGAGAUUUGCCCAAACAUUAUUUGCAUCUCUUUACUAUAUCACGGCAAAUGCGAGUGAUGCCAUCACGCUACACAAACCCAAACCACGAAAUUGGCAUAUACAGAACCCCAUUGUAAAAUACGCAUUAGUCCGGUUUCAUGUAAUGAGAUUAUCAGCGAACCGUACACGCGCACGACGUAGUCGCAGUUCGCCGCCGACCCGCGCACGCAGCGCCGAUCCACCGCGCAAAUCAAAAAAACAAUAUGCUCGAUAUUCACAUGUACCCCAAAUUUAAAAAAGGUUGCCAUUAUAGGCGUGGACUGGCGAUCUAAGUGAACGUUUAUAUGACAGAUAUUUAAAAAAAUAGCGUGACGGUUAUAUUUAGAAAUAUUUUAACGCUUUUUUGCUGUGAUUUUCAUAGAUAUUAAUAGUAUUGUGAGUGGUUUGGAUGCGUAAAGAUACUUUGAUACGUAAAACAGGGCGCAGGUCUAAUUUAAAAUAUCCAAAAUAGUUUCUUUAGUUUAGUGAAAAUUUGUUUUUGACCGGACCAAGCAUCCAAAUAUAAUAAGUGAUUUGGACUAUGCUAUAGAAACUUAUUCUUAAAGUGGUUACCAAAAAUGGCGGUUGCCUCGGCGAUGCUGAAGGGGUUAGGCAAUAUGAUCACUGGGGGUGAGCGGGAGAGGGCGCCCCCGGCCGAUAUGCCUUCCUCUGUGGAUAUCCAGUUCACGAACCUCACACUGACAGUAACUGAAGGGUUCCGGAAGAGAAGAACGAAGACCAUUCUGAAGAACAUCUCCGGCCUGUUCCGUUCUGGGCAGCUGACGGCCAUCAUGGGGCCCUCCGGCGCCGGCAAGUCGUCUCUGAUGAACGCGCUCACUGGCUUCUCUAUGGAAGGCGUGACGGGAACGAUCCGGGCGGGCAACAAUAUCUGCCAGUUGGGUACCCACCAACGGUCACUGCGAGCAUUGAAGCACUAUAGAAGCAAGUCCGCGUAUAUCCUUCAGGAUGACCGUAUCAGCCCGCUGUUCACGGUCGAGGAGCUGAUGAAGUUUGCAGCCGACAUGAAACUGGGCAACAUGACCGAUAAACUGAAGCUGACUGUGAUAAGUGAAGUGCUGGAGGACCUGGGUUUGUCUGGCACGGAGAAGACGCGGUGCGGUAACCUGUCAGGCGGGCAGCGGAAGCGGCUGUCCAUCGCGCUUGAACUUCUGGAUAACCCACCAGUACUGUUCCUAGAUGAGCCCACCACCGGGCUGGACAGCGUGACGUCAGCUCAGUGUAUAGAAAUGCUUAAGAAUUUGGCACGCUCUGGCCGGACGGUCGUAUGCACCAUACACCAGCCUACUGCCUCAGUCUACUCGCUUUUUGAUCAGGUAUACAUAUUGGCAGACGGUAUGUGCGUAUACCACGGCGCGAGCGAAAACACAGUGCCGUACCUCGCCGGUGUUGGUCUCCAGUGCCCAAAAUACCACAACCCCGCCGACUACAUGUUAGAAAUAGCGACCGGCGAAUACGGUAGCUUCAACGAGUUAUUAGCAGUAGAAUGCAACAAGAUGGACUGGACGCGCGCGCCGACGCCGACGCCGAGCAAAGCCGAUCAGCUGUGCAAGACCGCCGUCUCCGCCGCGGUCACACCCCCGCCCGAAUGGUACAGAUUGGGCGUACUGUUCAGACGGUGUUUUAUACAACAAUAUAGAGACUGGACGGUGACCCACCUAAAAGUCCUGUUACACAUCGUGGUUGGCGUGUUGCUGGGCUUACUCUUCGAUGGGUCGGGGAACGACGGCGCCAAGACUUUCUCAAACCUUGGCUACCUGAUGAUAUCCAUCGUUUACCUGAUGUACACGUCGCUUAUGCCCGGGAUAUUGAAGUUUCCGGCAGAGUUGUCCAUCAUAAAAAAGGAAACAUUCAACAAUUGGUACCAGCUGAAGACUUAUUACGUCGCGCUGCUGGUCACCGGCGUCCCCAUUCAGAUCUGGUACUCGUUUGUGUACUCAGCGCCAUCAUACUUCCUAACGGAGCAGCCUCAGGAUCUAUCGCGGUUCGCCAUGUUCGUGUUGGUGCUCUCUCUUAUCACGCUACUAGCUGAUGCGCUUGGCAAUCUGAUUGGGACCUUUCUCAACCCUAUCAACGGCACAUUCUGCGGCGCCAUCUACUCAUGCAUGAUGCUGGUGCUGGCCGGCUACCUGGUGCUGCUGUCGCACAUGUCCUGGUUCAUGAGGUUGCUGUCAAACAUGUCGUUCAUACGCUACGCGUUCGAGGCCAUCAUCCUGUGUAUCUACUCGUUUAACCGGCCGGCGCUACCUUGUCCUGAGUAUCAAGAUUACUGCCAUAUGAAGCACCCAAAGGAAGUCAUCAAGCAGUUCAGCUACAAGCCAGACAACUUCUGGGUGGACAUCGCCUUGCUGUUCCUGACUACGGUGUUCUUCAGAGUGGUGGCUUAUUUCACUCUACGUCGAAGUGUCAAGCGAUCCGGUUAACAAUUAUAGCAUAUAUUCUUAAGAGCUGGCGCGAGAUUUGUACUGAACUGACCACAUUUUUAUAGAAAAUCCGCGCCGGACUUAGUGAAUCGACUUAUAAUACAACAUACAGAAAUGUGACUGAAUAUCUUAUUCGAAUAUCAAAGUAAGUGAUGAAACAGUUCAGCUACAAUAAGGACAAGUUUUGGGUGGAUACUGCUCCUAACUACUGUUCUCUUCCUGAAACCCAGACGCAGUUAUUUUGAUAUUGAAUUUGGAACCUUUUGUUAAACAAUGAAAGUUCAGAAUAGAUUGUGGAAUAUGUACAAAAGAUUAUACCGGGGGAUUUUACUACGUCGGGAGUGUCAAACGAUCUGUGUAAUACCUACUAAAUACAGGCUUAUAAUGUAAAUCACUUGGAUGAUUCGUCUAUCGGAUCUCUUUUGCUCUUGAUAAUCCUAGUGAAAGGAAAUAGUUGAAACUUUGAAAGAAAUUGGCUUUCCUCUUUUCCAUGAAUUACAUAUUAAGUGUCUCUUCAUUAUAUUGUUAGACUAGAUUUAUCAUGAUUCCUAGAUAUAGCCAUGGUUAAAACGGCUUCAACGUAUUACAGGUUUUUGUUAAAGUCGGAUUUUCUCGUUCGAAUUUCGUGACAAAUCUAAAUCUAAGUCAAGUAAACAUUUUUGAGAUUCUACGACUUUGACUAACGGCCUGAUUCGAACUUGAAGAUACUAAAGAUACGAUAUGGAUUGACGUUUUUAUUUGAAGAAACGUCAAUUUUGACACUGACAUAUCUAAUCCAUAUCGUAUCUUUAGCAAAGGUUUGACGUGUCUUAAAGUUCGAAUCGGGUCGUAAAAACUGCAAAACGAAAUAAAUAUAGGUAGGUACUUAAUUAAGAACGGCAAUGUACCGAAUGCCAAUAACAAUGAUCCUAAUUAGGUAGACAAUUUAGAUUUCUAAGUAUAACUAUGUUUUGAAGACUUUAAUAAGUACUUAAAUAUAAUGGAAUUAGCGUCUACGUAAACCUCUUUAAAAACUUUUUGGUUAAGGCUCCGUCACACUGACGCGGAAGCGUUCCGGAGCUGUCGCGGAGCGGGGCGCUAGUAAGGACAUGUCACAUUGAGCGCGGUCGGCGGAUUGAAAGCGUUUUGAACGCGGAUCCGCAUUGCAACCGCGUUGUAAGCUAUCUACGGCUACUAACCUCAAUUUAUGAACCGUAUUUCUGUAAUAUUUUUGUCUUAAAUUAUAUAGACAUGAGUAUUGUCUAACACACUCAAUCAGUUUCUUUGUAACAUCCGUCAUUGCAAACAAUAUUGUUAUAGCGGAGCGGUAGAUAUAGCUCCACCAGACAAUAGUUCUGCGUAAUCAGACAUAAACAACCUUUAAGGAUUUAGAAUAAAAUUAAAAAUGUAACAAUUACUGCCUUGGGUGAGACUUGAACUCACAGCCUCUGGAUCGAUACUCCAGCGCUCUGCCAUCUGAGCUGAAGCUGGCGCUGGAGUAUCGAUCCAGAGGCCGUGAGUUCAAGUCUCACCCAAGACAGUAAUUUUUCCAUUUUUAAAUUUAUUCUAAGCUUAAUAGCAUCGUUCUCAGACGUGUCUGCUUAUUGAUAAUUAACCUUUAACCUUUUCAACGCCAAAGACCACUAAAACGGUCAUCGUCUGUGGUGCCCGCGACGCCAAUGACCAUUAAAAAGGCUACGGCGGACGUUGUCAAAGCGACUUUCCUACUGUCAGUUAAGCUUCAUAUUCGCUCUUCACCUGUUAACUUUUUGGCGUCCAUGGCAUUUCUUGACACGUGUGGAAAAGCGUUGAAAAGGUUAAGGAUGACACACGCUAGGACGGCCCGGCCCGGUCUGACACAUCCGACAUGUCGUUUUCUAUGAAGGGUGAUUGGCACGUGAAGACUGACUGAAUGGGUUUGACAGAAAACUAAGUGUCGGACGCCUUGGCAUGAACCGUUUGAACGCUUGGACCGUUUUUAACCCCCGGCGCAAAGAGGACUAUUGUGCGCGUGUCUGUGGCAUCGUAGCUCUCCAACGGAUGGAUCGAUUUCGAUGCGGUUUUUUACGUGAAAUCGAGUAUUCUUGGGGUGGCUCUUAGCUGUUGAUAGAAAUCGAUCCAGAAGCAUGAAGAGUAUCGGCUCUUUGCAAAAAUAUAGUAAGGCAAUUUUGGCAAAAAAUAGAUUUUUUGGCAUAUAGCAGGUGGUUUAAAAAUUUUUAUUGAAUAGCUAUUGCGUGAGUCAAAUUUUAUGGUUGUUUUGUGUGGUGAGGCAAUUUUAAGUUUAUAAUAUAAAUACAGGUAUUUAAUUUUAGAGUUAAGAUAGUUAAGUUUGAUGGGACUGUGAUCAUUGUAGUAUAUAUAAGACAGUAAAAAUUUUCUUUUUAAAUAUAUUGAAGUAAUACCAAAUGUUUAUUAGGUAAUAUUUUAGGCCCCUGUUUAUUAUGCCUGUUUAUUAAGAAAAUAUGUAAUAAGUAGAUGUGAUAUUUAAAUAUUUGAUUGGUUAUUGUGUGAACCGGUCAUAAAUAUGUGUAUCAUUGUUUAACCUAAUGUAAUUUAAAAAAUUGGAGAAAAUGUAUUUAUAUAUGUAGCUAUGAUCGUUAAUAUACCUGCCAUCCUAAAAAUUAUAUUUUUGUACUUAUAUUUUGUACUUACACAUACCUAUUUACAGUCGGCAUCGAACAGAUAGUCAGACCAUGAUAAGUUAGCAGCGAUUUUGAUAGUCCAGUCUGUGCUGUUGUAAACGUCGUAAUCAUAGAAGUUUGACGUUUAAAAUAACACUUGAACUGUCUAGGCUGUCAUAAUCGCUGCUAACUUACUCUGGUCGCAUCUAAAGUGGGCAUAAACGCAACGUAUUACGAAGACAGAGGGCCUAGGCAAGAUGCCAAUCGUUUGGCAGUUUGAUAACGAUAAUGUCUCUAAACUGAAAUAAAUAUGACAUUUAUUUCAGUUUAUAAUUUAUAUAGGGUGCGUGCAUGAACUGUAAGGCAGCACAGGAGCCGUCAGAUUUUUGGCGCGAGGCGUAAAUGUGAUGUUUAUUGUUCCGAUGUACUCCACAAGAUGGCAGAACCUACUAUGCAGAAGAAAACACGUGACGUGUAAAUGAACAUGUUUAUGGUUCCGAUUCAGGCCACAAGAUGGCAGAUCCUCCAAUGCGUACGGUCCCUAUAGUAGUGUUUCUACUUCAAAUAUAAACAAAUUAAAAUAUUUUCUGAAAAUAAUUUAAUUUGUUCUAAUACUUCUAAUAGUAUUGAUAAUGUCUCUAUCACUCUUCCAUAUAAGUGCGACAGAGUGGUAUUAGCGUUUCGUUCUCUACGACGCAAACGUUUGAUAUCUUGACUAGGCCCCCACCCACCCCCCAGUUGUAUUUGGCUACUCACUUUCUAUACAUAUGAUGGUGACUGAACCGAAACGACAUGCAGUGGAUGCUGAUAUUCGCCAUAUUUAAUUUCAAACAUGUAAUAAAAUUGUUGACGAAGAGAAGACAUUGAAAAUACUUAAUAUAAAAUGGUAUUUUUGUAAAUAAAUAAAUUGAUACGAGCAUUUUUAAAA
Cydia pomonella (codling moth) is the source of this 6290-nucleotide messenger RNA. Its product is annotated as ATP-binding cassette sub-family G member 1. NCBI's taxonomy places the organism in Eukaryota, Metazoa, Arthropoda, Insecta, Lepidoptera, Tortricidae. The transcript has 13 exons. The record is from RefSeq and is a predicted model, not a curated record. Gene Ontology annotation, cellular component: plasma membrane. Gene Ontology annotation, molecular function: ABC-type transporter activity; ATP binding; ATP hydrolysis activity. The coding region runs from base 900 to 2762 and encodes 620 amino acids.